Messenger RNA from Tribolium madens (black flour beetle), 1361 nucleotides. Its product is annotated as lipase member K-like. The transcript has 5 exons. Gene Ontology annotation, molecular function: hydrolase activity, acting on ester bonds. NCBI's taxonomy places the organism in Eukaryota, Metazoa, Arthropoda, Insecta, Coleoptera, Tenebrionidae. The record is from RefSeq and is a predicted model, not a curated record.
AUCCACAUAGCCGGCUGAGGAAAUGUUAAUUCUAAGGUCGUUUUGAGACAAUGUGAUUCUAAAUCACAUUUGAGUCAACAUGAAUCGUAAAUCACUUGUGUUUUUGUGUAUUAUUCAACUGUGUUUGUCGAAAAAUAAUGUUUGCAAAAAUUUCGUCGACUAUUCGAAUCUUGCAUUCAGUAAAAAUUGUUGGCACAAUCCCGAUGUUUUUGCGACACCGGAUAAAAUUGCACAAAAUCACGGCUUCGAGUUUCAAAAUCACACAUUAGAGACCGAAGAUGGUUACUACUUGACCAUUUUCCGGGUCCAGGAUAAGUUUGGGGGAAAAAAAGCACCGAUUUUGUUGCACCACGGUUUAGGGAGUAAUGCYAUGAGUUUUAUGGGAUUUGGAAACCAAUCAUUGGCCUUUUAUUUGGCUCGAAAUGGUUUCGAUGUGUGGCUAGCCAAUCAUAGAGGCAAUAAUUUCUCAAAAGGACACUCCCGAAUGAWAAUGUCAAAUCCCAAAUUUUGGGAUUUCAGUUUUCAUGAAAUUGCMGUUUACGAUCUUCCAGCAGUGCUUGAAUUUAUUGCUGAAAAAACCGGAAAUUUCUCGAAAAUUAUUUACGUGGGCCACUCAAUGGGAACAACAAUCGCGUUUAUUUACUCUAGUCUGAAACAACAACAUGCUGAAAAUUUCCUGAAAGGUGUUGUGGCCUUAGCGCCGGUUACCACAUUUAAAUACGGAAAUGCGAUUUUGAAAUUGUUUAAACAACAAUUGAAACAAUUAUUAGAAAAUUUGCUCCAAAAUAACAUAACUGUAGUGUUUCCAGCACCUGAAAAAUUCACCAAAUUAUACGCAAUUCCAAUUUGUCUCCAAUACACAAUAGUUUGUUUGACACUCUUUAACUUGUUUGGGGGUACCGACGAAGGAGAAUUACCUCCUGAAAAUCUAAUGGUCGGAUUAAGUCACCACCCGGGCCGAACAUCAGUAAAAUGCUUAGCUCAUUAUCUCCAAUUCACCUUCAGCCAAAAUUUUCAGCAAUACGACCACGGGGCUGAAAAAAAUUUGCAAGUUUAUAAAUCCCAAUCACCUCCUAUUUACUCWCUUGCAAAUAUUUCAGUCCCCUUUCAUUUAUURUACGGAUUAAAUGAUCCUUUCGCUGGACUUGAGGAUGUUGAAUCAAUUUACAAUCAACUGAAAAUGACAGAAAAGUCGAUAAAUGUAAUACCCGAAAAUGGCGAGAUUAAGUACAAUCAUAUCAAUUUUUUGGCCUCGAAACACAUCGAGAGGUAUUUUUAUAAACCUCUGAUGAAGGUUUUGUUCAAAUUAAGAGACUAGUGUUUAUGUAAAAUUGUUUAUUAAAUAAAUAAAUAAUAAAUAA